AUGAGCCUUGUCGGCGUGGAAGUCGGCCCAAUAUAUUUGGCUGGCUUACUAAGGCACACCACUCCCCCACCGAACAUCGACAAUCCGCACAAACGCAGCGACCCCUUCCAAUUCGGCACCCGCUACCUCUCCGCAGACGACGACAUCUUCUCGCACAACGCCUGGGACCACGUAACCGUCGACCCAGCCUACGACUCCUUCAUCACAGCCCAAACAUCUUUCCAGCGGGACAACCAAGUUUCAGACUUUGACAAGCGACGCUUCAACGAGGCGCCGGAGAAGUGGUGGGACAAGUUUUACGGCAACAAUGCCACCAACUUUUUCAAGGAUCGCAAGUGGUUGGUUCAGGAGUUUCCUGUGCUGCGGGAGGUGACGCGCGAUGGGUAUGGGGAUGUUACUGUGCUGGAGGUUGGGGCGGGGGCAGGCAAUACGGCUUUCCCGCUGUUGGAGAUGAAUGCCAAUGCGGGGAUGAAGUUGUGGGCUUGCGAUUAUAGUCGGAAGGCUGUGGAGUUGAUUCGGGCGCAGGAGGCAUAUGUGCAACAGGCGGAGCCGGUAUUGAGAGCAGAGGUGUGGGAUGCCGCGGGCGAGACAUUACCGCCAGGCCUUGAAGCCGGAACGGUAGACAUUGUGGUUCUGAUCUUCAUCUUCUCCGCUCUGGCGCCGGCGCAGUGGGAGCGAGCAGUGCGCAACAUCUGGACUCUGCUCAAGCCUGGCGGCGAGAUUCUUUUCCGCGACUACGGGCGAGGCGAUCUGGCUCAAGUGCGCUUCAAAAAGGGGCGCUAUCUCGAGGAGAAUUUCUACGUGCGAGGCGAUGGGACGAGGGUGUACUUCUUCGAGGAAGACGAACUCCGCGAGAUCUGGUCUGGCAACAUCUUCAGCGAGCGUGAUGGGCCGCGGUUCGACAUUGUGAGCCUGGCUACUGAUCGACGCAUGCUGGUCAAUCGGCAGCGCAAGCUGAAAAUGUAUCGGUGCUGGAUGCAGGGACGAUUUAAGAAACCGGCUGAUGACGAGGCUGUUGACAUUUCGGAUAUUCGAAAGGAAGCAGAAACGGGCUGA
Neohortaea acidophila is the source of this 1056-nucleotide messenger RNA. Its product is annotated as S-adenosyl-L-methionine-dependent methyltransferase. Gene Ontology annotation, molecular function: tRNA (cytidine-N3)-methyltransferase activity. Lineage: Eukaryota; Fungi; Ascomycota; Dothideomycetes; Mycosphaerellales; Teratosphaeriaceae. Bases 1 to 1056 code for a protein of 351 amino acids. The record is from RefSeq and is a predicted model, not a curated record. The transcript has 2 exons.